AUCCCCCCAAAGAGCAUGUACGACACGACAAUUGUCGGUGUGAAUUGUGAAUCAAAAAUCAACUUAGUGUCCCUUGAUAUUGAUUUUUGAUAUCGUGUGUUCCUGUCUCCAUCCGCAAAUCAAUCAAUCGUCCACACAGAUAGGUCAUCGCACCUCAAACAUACUUGAAUGAAAAGGACAAAAUUCGUAUGUGCUUACUGACUGAUACUUGUUCUCAUCAGCGUCGGUCAAGAGCAUCAGUAUAGGGACUGGCAGAUUGCGAAGCAUGUUAAGAGUGCCGCCGAUGCCCAGUGCCAGCAAGUGCAUCCUGAUAACGCCGGGCUCGGUUAUGCUCUUAAUCAGGGGCAAGUUGGCAGAGCGCACGAGGCAGAUGUAGAGCGCACCCUCGAAGAAGACUUCGAUCAGCACCAUGAUUCCCAGACCUACUGGCCUCUCUAGCAAGUGACGGACGAAUGGAAAGAGGAUCUGGCCGACAGUGAUUUUGAGCAGGUUGCUGAAGAUGAGCACUGUUAACUCAAUCAAGCUGUAGGCAUGCAUUUGCUGCAGCAGUGGAAGCAAAAAGUGAAGAAUGGAUGGAUUUUCUUGUCUGUCGCUUUCCUUCCUCACAUCGCUGAGACGCUGAAGGAAUAUCGGGUGAUAGCCAAAUUGAACAACCCGAGUGGGGACGUCCAGAAACGUGCUCAAAGAUCUCAUGGAACAGCGACCGGCCGACUUGAAACUCAUCAUGGUCGUAGAAUGGCGGCUGAGUAGCAUGACCGGCGUCUGUUUAUCGCGCGUUUCCUGAGUAUCUUCAGCAGUGACAGUGUCGAAGUGCCGAUCUCGUACCGGCCUGCAUAGGAAUCGCACCAGACUUCUUCUCGCGGCACCACCUAUGAGAACGAAAUACGGCAUGGCUAGGUCGGUGACGAAGUCGAAUGAUGCAAAGACCAAGCUCCACAGAAGCUGAUAAGGAGAGACAUGUCCAGGAAGGACGAGGAAUGGAUCUGACGCGAGGACAGCGUCGAUGUGCCCACCUACCUGAGAGGAGAUAUAUUCCAUCUCGGCCUGGACGAUCCUUGCGAAGAGUGCGAAGCCGAACGCUACAAACGUGAUUGCUGGAGACGUUUGCAGGGCAGGGCCGUCCUUCAGAGAACGAACGAUGGCUGUGACUGAAACACAGACCGAAUACGCAUGGAAACAUGCGAAUGUGUCCAUCGAUCGAGUCGCAAUUCUUACGCGUCGCAACAACGGGCGACACCACGAGCAGGAAAAUAAAGAUGACGCCUGUCUUCUCGCGAUCUGUUGUUGCAGUCCGGGCAAGAGGCAUGAAGUAGAGGGGUACGGCAAACGAAAAACAGAUGACCACUACACAUAUGCCCCAUGUCUUGAGAAUAUACGCCCGCUUCCUGAUGAUUAUCUUCGAAGAUAGAGCCACUUGGCGAAAGACCCUGACAGGACAGGCACAACGACAGAGAAUAUUUGCUUACUGUCACAAUUCUUUUCUCACAUGAGGGGUACGAGCAGCGUGCAGGGGUAAUGCAUGAGCGGCGCAUAUUUGUGGCGUUUCCGCAGGGCCUCGACGUGGUGGAAAAGUGCAAAAUCCACGUAUGGGGCAAGCCCAGGAAGGAAGAAAUACCAGGUCGUCCUCAAGCGGCGGACAGCCCCAAUUGUGCUGCCCUCAGCCAGAAGUAGUAUCAUAGCCAUAUAGCAUAGGGCAACGAUGAUGCGGCGAGUUAUAUCGAGGACUAUCCCUGCUGCUCUCGCGCUCAUCUUCUCGCACGCCGACCAGUACGCCAGCCACACCGGGGCCCAACAGACUGCAAAGCCGACGGCUGCAAUUACGUGGUAUAAGAGUACCUGGAAAGUGACAGACGUGGAAGGACUGCGACAUUCUGCGAAUGAUUACCUUUGUGACUCUUCUUGCAGUCGUGCAGAGCGGCUCAGGAGUGAAGACCGCACCAACAAAUGAGCCUCCUUCAUAUCGCAAGUCAGUUUGGAACUCCUGAAAGGAGGCUGCAUGUCCCGCGCAUGCUCGAAAUUCAUUCACCUUUUCUUCGAGCUCGAGCUCCUCUUUGCGCAGCGCUCUCUCGUCUUUUUCUCCGUCCCCAUGAUAGACAACCCCCUCUUCUGAGUAGGUUUCUGUAGGCAGGCCGCAGGUCACGUCGUUGGUCCCAGUGGCGCCUGUGCUCUCUGGGUCAAUGACAUGCGCCUCGCCGCUGAGAAUAUCUGCUGGUUCAUCGCUAACUUUCAUGACGUGUUCAACGUCGUGUUGCGGUUGGGCGGCGGUGAGCUCCGUGGUCAGCAUCUUCGAAGAAUUCGACUGGGGGCUUCCUGGGGGUUCAGUCUCCACGGCGGAGCAACUUGACAAGGUUGAACUUCAAACUUGAACUCUCCCCACGCGCAGGAUGACGCAUCGGUUCAGAGCCCGUUACAUUCCAAUCGGACUGAGGUCCCGAGGAACUGGUCCUCAGUACGGAUGACGACAGCCCUCGGCGACAAACAGCCGCGACCACCGCUGAGGGCUGGAUGAAGGGGGGUGACGCAUGGGCACGCCAAAACUGCACGAGGAUCUUGACUGGCUCAUGCCUGUCUGCAUUGACGUCUCUGUCCGCGUCUUUUCCCUCUGCAGCUGCUGCGCCAAAUUGGAGCAGCGGUGUGGAUGUUGAUCUGGCGGUGCAGAUGCUCGCGAAGCAGAAGGCCCCCGGCACGGCAAGGCUGUUCACAAAGGCAUGCAGGAUGAGCAGUCACAAUGCACUCAGUGACAAUGUGCCUUCGUGUCUCAAUAGUGCUUUGGUCUGAGUCCGUCAUUGUUCUGUGUCUCGUUGCGCCAGUGCAGCGAGACAAAGAGGCGUUUGUACGCAAUGCACAAAUGCGGGAAUUUCGCAGAACCGCUCAAUUUGAUGUACGUAUGUGGCGAUUGAGGAUCCUCAGAACGCAGCUGCUGUGCUUUCAACGACGCGCGCACAUUCGGAAAAUGCCCAAUCCGCAGUGGUUGGCAAUCAUGUGUGUGAUGCACACUGACCAGGUCCAUCCAUCCACUGUCUCCGCUCAUACCAUCAAACAGCGGCUGGCUGCCUCUCCUCUCUCCUUCCUCCCACACACCCCUCUCAUGAUCACCCCUCCCACCGCCGCCCUCCCGCCCUCGCUCGCUUAUUUACAAACAAAUCAGAGGACAGCCGGCCAGCCAGCCAGAGAUGCGCAGUGAGAAGCAAUCGGUGCACAAGGAGGAGGCCCAAAAGGCGAAUUCGAACCUUACAGUCGGACAGGGCGUGUGCGUGUACGGUCGUGCAGUGCAAGGUCACAACAAUCGGAACGAAUAAUCGGACAGCCAGGCAGUACGCACAUCCGCACUUAGAACACGCUUUGUGUCCGUCCGUAUGCCUGCCUGCCAUGUUAACCCACGAGAGCCAUCGGUCAACGCCAUCACAUCAAACCAGCAGCAAUAAGAUAACAAUGCGGCACCACAUGUCUGUGUACCAGGUCGGAAUAGAUUAUAGCAGGUUAGGUUGUGUUGCCCCCAAGUCAUGAGCGUUAGGAGUGACUGACCUUUCUAAAACAUCUCAUCCCCAUCCCCACCACUCAUUCACGUCCUUUCUGUUCAGCCAGACCGCCAAGCCAAAGCCGAGACAAGUGUGUUGUUUCUCCGGUGGCGGUCUGGCUGCAGACAGGACGGAAGCUCCCCAACACGCAGGCAUCACACACACGAAGAGAGAGGGAGACAAGGAAGGCAAGCUGAGAAAAAUGCGGCACCCUAGCGGGCGGCAGCAGUCCAGUACCAGCUUGUCUUUGUGCAGUGACCCACCCCAGCCCCCAAGCAAUAGACCUCCUCCGCUCUCCCCUCUCCCCUCUCUAGUCGCUUAGUUGCGUGUGUGUACGUGUGGAUAUGCCCCUCCGACAUGCAUCCCUAGUCGGUGUGCGCGGCCAUAUAUUGAAACCUCACUCGCGCACACACACCCAUCCGUCACCCACACAGACACCGCCGCAGCGCCACACAUCCAUCCAUCCACUCACUCACUCAGCAGCCAGCCAGCCUUCAAAGCCGGACCCUCAAGCAGCUCACUGAGACACACACACACACACACACACACAGGCUUGCUUAUGAGCACGCGGCUCGCUCUCUGUUCGUAUGUAAGCACCAAGGCACCGUGGCUGCCUCUGUGCGGUUAAAACGACAUCGUUCAAAGGCACGCACCGAUCAAGGAGCCGCCCUGCCACCCCCCACCACUCAUGCACCCGCACGAUACCCAUCGCCUUGGCAGCCUCUCAACACCGCCCACGAGACCAUCCUCUGCGAGCCUGUCUGUCGGCGGGCAGAGAAGGGUCGCGGACCCGUUCGAAAAGGCUGCCGAAGGCAGCGGUAAAGCGAGUGAGGGUGUGUACCGUGCUCGUAUAUAUCACUCUCAUGGACGUAUCCAGGCAGGCAGGCAGGCAGGCAGACGGGGUCACUUGCGUGCUUUUCAUACCAAGCCAAAAGAGUGCUCUCUUCGUUCAAACAGCAUGCAUCCACGGGCAGCCAGCCUUGACUCGACAAGAGAGUGAGGGCGGCACAUAGCAGCACUGCCACCAUAUGGAGUGUGCGGCCGCUUUCUAGCUGCCUUCCUAGAUGGGGACGGGACACUCGCAGCACAGGACAAGUACGAGAAACAAUCGGCGUCCCCUCCCCUCCAUCACCCAGCUCCCAUGGUGAUGCCUUCUGCUCAUCGAAACGACCACAGCAGAGGCACUCGCUCACACCCGGACACCCGCGCCAUAGGUGCAUGCUCGCUCACUGACGUGGACAGGGCCCCUCACAUCACACGCAGCCAUCCAUCCAUCCAUCAGACAGUGAAGGAAAAACCUUUACAAAGUCGCUGGAAAGCACUCGUUCCUCCCUCUCUUUUCUCUCUCUCUCUCUCUCUCUCUCUGUCUCUGUCUCCAUGCAGCGGGCAUCGGGUGGGUGAGUGGGAAAAGUGCCCUUGGUUGUGUCGGCCAGUGAUGCCUCUCGCCCACCAAUUCGACCGACCGUUGAGUGACCAGAAUAUACACCGCGCCGCAACACACAUCACAACGGGAAAAGUCCCCCAUCUGCAAUGUCGCCUCGCUGACGAGGGGACACCACACGAUGGGCCAGAGAGACCGACCGGCCGACCGGUCUGUCUUCCGUCCCUCCCUCCCAUGAUUAGUCAAUCAACGGCACUAGGAAAAGGCUAGGAAAGCAACCAUGGUGCAAUCGAUGCAAUAGUGCGCAACAAGCGAUACCCAACAGACGCAGCGCACCGGCACACAACCGGUGGGAGAAAACAUCACGAGCCAGUCAUUCACUCAGUCAGGCAGUCGAGUCGAAGGUAAGGCAGUGAGUGAAUGGGGCGUGUCUAUGUUACAUUGCCUGAGGAGUGGGUGAUGUGAUCAGAUCAAUAUGAUAAACGAGUGGCAUGUGUUUGCACAUCGAUCGUGUGAUAGACAGACAAGUACACUCACAAGAUAAGCUUACAUGGAAUGGAAAGGGACAGUGACGCCCACGCACACGAGAAGAGAAAAAUGCCCCGGCUGAGUCAGCACAGCCAUGCACGCCCGGAUGUCGUGUCAUUUCAAUUGCCCGUUGCAUCCCCCCCGCCCAGGGACUCGCGCGACCAGUCUGCAGGAGAGCGAAACACCGCUCGGCCGGAAGAUUGGCCCGUGAACUCGAGCCGCUGGGUGGACGACACACAUCGAUAGACACGGGAAAACAGAAGGACGGGCAUGCAGGCUCACUGAACCGACACACCCACUGGUCUGUGCGAGAAAGGGCAAUUCUCUCUCCUGAAAGAGUGCGCUAUGACGUGCUGUGCUGUGCUGUGUUGCGUUGGGGCAGGGUGCAGGUAGCGGCAGCAAGCGAGGGACGGGACAUCCCUCAAUUCUUUCCUCCACACAGGACAGGACAUCUGUGGUUAUCUCUCUCUUGGCUGUCCUGUCAAGCAAGUGCUCUGCCUGCCUCCCUGCCUGUCCGUCUGCCUGUCUGUCUGUCUGUCACGUAAACAAGUGGAUCAGCCAGUAGUCGUCUCACCGUCGAAUUCGUUCACGAGUCAUUCAUAUGGCAGCACGUCCGUCCCUCCUCCAUCAUCGAGUCGGUGCACUCUUUCAACGAUGCGUUCGUGUCCGAAAAAUGUCCCGGCCGACAGACACCUCAACAACUCGUUUGCGAAUGCAUGUACCGCCCGAAGUGGCGUGCCGAAGGCAGUGAUCUCACUUGGCACGCACCGAGUCAGUAGGGAAAAUGGAAUGGAAUGGAAUCAAUGCCGUAAAGAUGAAAGGCAUGGAUGAUGUCUUUAACACAAGACCGUUGUGCGUGCAAUGCAGGAGCAUGUAGACGAGUUGAGGUGAGUUGAGUUGAGGUGAGACGGAAAAGUAUACAUGUACAGAAAGGUCGGAAGGUCGAGAGGGAGGAAGGAAGAAAGGAAGAUGGUAUCAUCAUGAUCUCUAUAUACAAACUCAGCAGGUAGCAGAUAGCAGCGGGUCAUGCAGGUCAUCGAUUCGUCGGUCGUUGGUGCCAUGUGCCAUUGGCAGGCCGACACACACCCACCCACUCAGACACACACUCAUGAUGGAUGGAUGGAUGGAUGGGUACAUCAUGACUGUGGGUGGUGGUGCCUCAAAAAUACCCAAAUAUACCUCGCAGGCAGGCAGGCACGUAGAGAAAGCCACACACGCUCUCUCACACACACACACACACGCACGCAGAGCGGCCAUCCACAUGCACCCGAAGCCCCCUCACCACCCCUCCCCUUUCUGUCCGUCCGUCAGCGAGCAAUGCACCAUUGCCGUGCCGUGACUACCGCACUGCGCGGCCAAUCCCCACACACUUGUGAGCGAUAGCUGACCCAUCCCCCCGGCCCCCUCUCGCGUCUUUCUCUCCCUCUCUCUCUCUCUCUCUCUCUCUCAAUACAGGCUCUCUCUCUUGUCUCUCUCUCUCUUGCUCUGGUUUAGUCGGUCUGUCUGUCACAAACGGCAGCCCUCGUCUCAGCCAAUGCGCGAGUGACACAAGCAAAGCUCACGCACAAGACGCGCGACACGCAACACACCAGACAGUAGCAUUAUAGCAGCAUCAGCAGCAGCAAUACAUGUACAGCGGCAUCCAUCCAGGCAUCCCUGCCCCCCCCCCCCCCCCCCCCCCCCCCCCCCUCCUC
Vitrella brassicaformis is the source of this 7121-nucleotide messenger RNA. The record is from the annotation of a GenBank genome assembly. NCBI's taxonomy places the organism in Eukaryota, Vitrellaceae.